This is a messenger RNA of Adineta steineri, 1467 nucleotides long. The record is from the annotation of a GenBank genome assembly. Lineage: Eukaryota; Metazoa; Rotifera; Eurotatoria; Adinetida; Adinetidae.
AUGGAGUAUCGCAAGGUAAUUAUUGUUGGCGGAGGUGUAGCAGGUCUAGGAGCUGCUAAAACAUUAGGUCCAAAUGUUAAUUAUCUAUUAAUUGAAGCUCAAGAUUAUCUUGGCGGUCGUAUUCUUACAAUUGAUGCAGCUGAAAAUGUUGCUGUUGAUGUGGGUGCUCAAUUUAUUCAUGGAAAAGAAAAAAAUAUUUUAUAUGAAAUUUGUGAACAAUUAAAUUGUAUUAGCGAUGACUCAAAUAAUAUAGAAAAUGGUGUCUUGGUUAUAUUAUCAGAUGGAACGGAACUUGAUUCUGAAAUAAUGCAAAAAGCUAAACUUGUAUGGGAGGAUAUAAUUCAAGAAGCUCAAGCUAAAUUUGGUGAUACAACAAUACCAGCACAUUAUUCGCUUGCUGAUUAUUUACAAAAACAUCUUAAGGAACGUUUAUUAUCUUCAUUAUCUUGUUCAGAUAAUAUAAUCGAUGGACUUAUUGAUUAUUUUAGCUCAAUUGAAUUAAUUGAAAAUGGUUGUCUUUCAUUAUCCGACUUAAGUUUAAUAGAAUACGGUUCAUUUGAAUAUCUCGAUGGCGAAGAUGAGUAUGAAUUUAAAAAUGGUGGUUAUCGUCCAUUUAUUUCCUAUAUGAAAUCUUUCAUACUAGAUGAUAAUCGAAUUCGUUUAAAUUCCGAAGUAAUACGAGUAAAAUAUCUUGAAGAUAGUCAUCAAUUAUUAGUUCAUAUUCGUCAUCAUAAUAAGACGAAUGAAGAAGAAAUAAGUACAAUACUAUGUGAUCAUAUGAUAUGGACAAGUUCAUUAGGAUAUUUAAAAGAAAAUUUUUCAUCAAUAUUUAGUGAUGAAAUUCAACUUAUUGAACAAAAAAAAAAUGCAAUUAAUAAUCUUGGAUUUGAUACAAUUAAUAAGGUUGCAAUGGUUUAUGAGAAAAGUUUUUGGCCAGAAGAAAAUCAUCUAAUUAUUCUGUUACAUACACAAAAACAAAAAUUAUUGACAUUAGUAGAAUCAUUAAAAGCAUUAUUAAAUACAAAGGAAACUGAUAUUCAAACAAUUAUUGAAGCAAUUCAUAUGUAUGAAGUAUUAUCAUCAACAGAGGUUCCUGUUUUGAUCUGUUGGUUUGCUGGUCCCGCUGCUCUUUUAUUAGAAAAUCUUAGUGAAAAAGUUAUUGGUCAAAUUUGUCAUGAAGUUUUAUGUAGCUAUUUGAAUAUAUCAUCGGAGUUGAAUCAACCGAAACAUGUAUUGAAAAGUGAAUGGUAUAAAAAUAGAUUUGUUCGUGGAUCUUAUUCAUAUUGUUCAACAAAAUCUAGAACAAAAGAUCGAGAACAAUUACGAAUUGGUUACGCACCAGAUGGGAUUCCAAGAAUACAAUUUGCUGGUGAAGCAACAAAUGCAAAAUUCUAUGGAACUGUUCAUGGUGCUUUAGAAAGUGGUAUUCGUGAAGGAACUGAACUUUUAUCAAUAAUAAAUAAAUAA